AUGGGGAAUGUCAUACAAACUAUACAACAGCAGAUACCCGAGCGCUGCCGUCGGUUAAGAGACCGAUGCCGUCGACCUAACAGAAUCGCGUACCGGCCAUCAGGCAACUCCGGAUAUGAAGAAUACCCACAGGACCGCUACAAAAUCACCCACGCCAACAGUGGUACUCAGAUGGAGUACCACAGAUCCACGCAGAAAUACGAAGCUGAUCAUCGAAGCACACAAACAGAACCGAGCAGCUCACAACCAUACAAACCAACGUACUCCAGCACCACUACUAUAGCUUAUGGACACACCCCCAAUCACCCCAACCGGGGGACCCCCAACUAUGCCCAAGGAAGCCAACCACAACCCGGCGGGUACCCCCAACCCCAAGGCGCGACUUACCCCCAGAAUACUGAGUAUCCAAGUGGAGGGCCGUAUCAACGAGGAUAUCCGCAGUCUUCAGGACAGCAUACAUACCCAAAUCAACAACAAGGCGGUUAUCCUCCACCCCAAGGAGGAUAUGGUUACCCUCCACCCCAACAAGGAGGUUACCCUCCACCGCAGGGAGGAUAUGGGGGAUACCCACCUCAACAGGGUGGAUAUGGGGGUUACCCACCUCAACAGGGUGGAUAUGGGGGAUAUCCACCACAACAGGGGUACGGUCCACCACAGCAACAAAAUCCAACGGGUGGUAUGGCGAAUAAGGCAGGCAUGGCGGCAUGCAUAGCCUGCUUAACUUGCUUCUUCUGCUCCUGUUGCCCGGGGCUCAUGGGAGGAGGCAUGGGAAACGACGUUGAGGGCGGAGGCGUAGAUGGCACCGCAAAUGUUUCAUCUCCUGGCGACGACGACGACAACUAG
Spodoptera littoralis (African cotton leafworm) is the source of this 843-nucleotide messenger RNA. NCBI's taxonomy places the organism in Eukaryota, Metazoa, Arthropoda, Insecta, Lepidoptera, Noctuidae. The record is from the annotation of a GenBank genome assembly.